Molecule: messenger RNA, 609 nt
Organism: Rhizopus microsporus ATCC 52813
Lineage: Eukaryota; Fungi; Mucoromycota; Mucoromycetes; Mucorales; Rhizopodaceae
Exons: 2
Coding region: 1-609 (202 amino acids)
Biological process (GO): regulation of cyclin-dependent protein serine/threonine kinase activity
Cellular component (GO): nucleus; cyclin-dependent protein kinase holoenzyme complex
Molecular function (GO): cyclin-dependent protein serine/threonine kinase regulator activity; protein kinase binding
Source: RefSeq, a predicted model, not a curated record
AUGGCUUCUAUUCUUUCAAUAACAGACAGUUCUCAAUUGACUGAAUUUUGUACAGUAAUAUUACCCACCAUUUGGACAUUAAAUAUAAGCAAAUCAAGACAAUUUAUACAAAAAGUAUUAAAAGCAACACAAAUAAGCUGUACAUGUAUCCUAGUCGCACUCUAUUAUAUCCAUCGUCUAAGAUCAGCUUAUCCUCAUAUCGACCUUUCUAUUGGAUCAGAAAUAAGAUUAUUUACUACCGCACUCAUCUUGGCUAAUAAAUACUUGGAGGAUAGUACAUUUACAAAUAAGACUUGGUCAAGUGUAUCAGGAAUUCCGAUCAAGGAAUUAAAUAGAAUGGAAGCUGAAUUUUUAUCUGCACUUGAUUACAACAUUUGUAUCUCACAGCACCAAUUUUAUCAGUGGACAAUGCAGUGUCAGCAAUUAUGGUCGCUAUUUUUAAUGCCAGUGACACAAAAGAGAAGUUUAGAAGAAGAGGAGGAUGAAGUAUAUUAUUACCAAAAGAAAUCUAGAUCAUCCAAUUCCCAAAUAUUAUGUAAACCUAUUCUCAGUUGGUCAUCUUCUGUGUCUGCAUUAGCUGCUUCAAGGAUAAUGAAUACAUAUUAUUAA